Messenger RNA from Histoplasma mississippiense, 948 nucleotides. RefSeq names its product U3 small nucleolar ribonucleoprotein protein IMP4. Gene Ontology annotation, molecular function: snoRNA binding; rRNA primary transcript binding. NCBI's taxonomy places the organism in Eukaryota, Fungi, Ascomycota, Eurotiomycetes, Onygenales, Ajellomycetaceae. The transcript has 2 exons. Bases 1 to 948 code for a protein of 315 amino acids. Gene Ontology annotation, cellular component: nucleolus; Mpp10 complex; small-subunit processome. The record is from RefSeq and is a predicted model, not a curated record. Gene Ontology annotation, biological process: rRNA processing.
AUGCACCCAUUUCUGCAGCGAGCAGCCUUGAGCCUUUUUGAGCAACGUCGCCAAGCUCGUGAGCGUAGAGACUACCUCUACCGCAGAGCUCUCCUGCUCCGCGAUGCUUCAGUAGCAGAAAAGCGCGCGAAGCUGAAAGCUUCUCUUGCAUCCGGGAAGCGGUUAGAGCCUUCUGUGGCUAAUGACAAAACAUUGCGAGAAGACUUCAAAUACGAUGAAUCCCUUCCAACACACUCGAAACAGCCUAACUCCAAAGAUUCCGAUAUGAUGGACCUCGACGACGAAUAUGUUCUCACAUCCGGCAUCGUGGACCCUCGACCUCUCAUUACCACCUCCCGUUCUCCUUCUACACGCCUUAGCACCUUUGCCAAAGAGAUGCGGCUACUAAUCCCCACUUCAAUACGGAUAAAUCGAGGGAAUAUAGUCAUUCCUGAUCUGCUCGCAAGCGCGAAGACAUCCGCACUUUCGGACAUGAUCAUCCUACACGAGCAUCGCGGCACACCUACUGCGAUAACUGUGUCUCAUCUUCCUCAUGGCCCAACUGCCAGUUUCUCAUUACAUAAUGUCAUGCUACGAGCAGAUAUUCCAAACUCAGCACGGGGAACCGUGUCGGAAAGUUAUCCUCACCUAAUUUUUGAAGGGUUUACUACCAAGUUAGGGGCCCGCGUCGUUAAAAUUUUGAAACAUAUAUUCCCUCCGCGGGAAGCAAAUGGGAAGCUCGGCAGUAGGGUUGUUACGUUUAAAAAUAUUGAGGACAGUAUAGAGGUGCGACACCAUGUCUUCGUUAAGACCGGGUACCAAUCAGUUGAACUAGCCGAAGUCGGGCCGCGUAUGACAAUGAGGCUAUUUCAAAUCAGAGGAGGGACAUUAGAGAAAGAUUCCGGUGGCGAAAUCGAAUGGUCACUGAAUCAGUAUACAAGGACGAGCAGGAAGAAGGAUUAUUUGUGA